Apis cerana (Asiatic honeybee) is the source of this 1496-nucleotide messenger RNA. RefSeq names its product nuclear inhibitor of protein phosphatase 1 (gene NiPp1). The record is from RefSeq and is a predicted model, not a curated record. Gene Ontology annotation, molecular function: protein binding. Lineage: Eukaryota; Metazoa; Arthropoda; Insecta; Hymenoptera; Apidae.
CAAGUCUAUGAUAUAAGUAUUUUGAGAUAUAUAUGACAUCAAAAUAAUAUCUUACAUUAAAAUUCUUAAAAAAUAACUUUUUUUAGGGUGCGUAUAUAUAUAUGUAUAUAUAUAUAUAUAUAUGUACCUAUCAUUUGUACUAUUACAAUAAAUAUCUACAGAACAUGGAGUAGGAAUGAAAACUAUUAUAAAAGAUUAUCAUGAAAUUUUAUUAAUGUUUGGUUAAUAUGACAUUUUGGUAUUGCUGACAUCGAAUGUGUUUUUCUUCCUUCUUAAUUUUAUAUCUAAAAUAACAAAGUAAAUUAUUUUAAAGUAGUGAUGGCUAAUCAUUACGAAGUACCCAAUUGGGCUGGGAAACCACCAGUUGGAUUACAUUUAGAUGUACUGAAGAAUGAUAAAUUAAUUCAAAAAUUAAUGGUUGAUGAGAAGAAAUGUUACUUAUUUGGGCGUAAUCAACAGUUAAAUGAUUUUUGCAUAGAUCAUGCUUCUUGUUCUCGUGUUCAUGCUGCUCUUGUUUAUCAUAAACAUCUGAAUCGUGCAUUUCUUGUUGACUUGGGUAGCACACAUGGAACAUUUAUUGGUAAUCUUCGUUUGGAACCACAUAAACCUACACAAUUACCAAUUGAUAGUACAUUUCAUUUUGGAGCUUCUACUCGGUAUUAUAUCAUUAGAGAAAGACCUCAAACAGGUACUAGACCUAUUAUUGAAGAAUUAGAAAAACUAUCAGAAGAUACAGAUGCUGGUGGUUUAUUGGGUUUACCUGAAACAGAAACAGAACUUGAUAAUUUAACAGAAUUUAAUACUGCACAUAAUAGACGUAUAUCUAUGUUAGGCAUUACAGAUGAUGAAAUUCAUAAACCAACUAGAAAACGAAAAAAAAAAGGAAUUACUUUCAAUGAUGAUGAAGAAGUAAUAAAUCCGGAAGAUGUUGAUCCAUCAGUUGGAAGAUUUCGUAAUCUUGUACAAACUACUGUCGUUCCCAGUAAAAGAAUGCGUAUGGAAGGAGGUUUAAUAUCUCUAUCAGAGGAUCAUAAUCCUUUAAAACAUCUUCAGCCAAUGACAACUACACCUCAGCUUUAUCAAGAUAUACCACCAGAACAGUUUACUCCAUCGUCGUUAUCUCUUAAUCCAUUUUCUAGUGCAUUAUCUUCACUAUCGUCUCGACUUGGUAUUGCAUUACCAAAUCCAGCACCUGAGGUAGAAAUGACACCGAAUCAAAUACAAACAGAAACACCACAUAUACCUGAAAUACCAGGACCUACUGAUACACGAACAAUGGAACCAAAAAAGAAAAAAUACGCCAAAGAAGCUUGGCCUGGCAAAAAGCCCAUUCCAACACUUUUGGUGUAAUAGUAUUAAGAAACUUAUUUUUAUUAGACAGUUCUUUAUUAUUUGAAAUUUAGAAAAUUAAGUUAUAUAAGAAUCUGUGCAUAAAUUACUCGUAUAAUAAAUUACUUUAAGAUUUUAGUUAAUAUUAAAUAACUGUUUACUAAUUA